This is a messenger RNA of Lachancea fermentati, 1320 nucleotides long. The record is from the annotation of a GenBank genome assembly. NCBI's taxonomy places the organism in Eukaryota, Fungi, Ascomycota, Saccharomycetes, Saccharomycetales, Saccharomycetaceae.
AUGAUACAUGGGCGUACUACAGAGAUAGAGGAAAGUUCCAAUAAUGACUCAAUUGCGGCUGCGGACGAUGCGGUAAGUGAUUUAAGUCAUGAAACACUCAUUCGGCGAAGUUAUAUGAUAAUUGUUGCGGGAUUCAUUGCCAACUUUAUUGUCUUUGGCUUUGCGUUUACCUAUGGUGUAUUCCAGGACUUUUAUCUUAGCCAAUCUGGUCCACUUUUCGGUAAGCCUGUCUCUUCUGUUUCAAUUAUCGGUUCUGUUGCUACUGGAUUGACGUAUUUGCUUACUGUUAUGAAUAACUUUUUACUUCGUUUCUUGUCGAUAAAGCAGACCAUGUUUCUAGGGUCGUUUUUGAUAGCAAUGGGGCUGAUAUGCGCAUCUUUUGCCCAUGAAAUUUGGCAAUUUGCAUUGAGUCAAGGUGUUUUAUUUGGUAUUGGAAGUUCUAUGACCUACCUCCCUCCCGUGGUGCACGCACCUCCUUAUUUCAAUACACAUCGAGGCAUUGCAAUGGGCAUAUUAUUUUCUGGUACAGGCGUUGGCGGAUUGGUGCUUGCACCAUUGACGAGGUGCCUAAUAUCGAGGGUCGGAUGGCAAUGGGCACUUAGAAUAUGUGGCAUAAUAUCUUUUACCUGUUUAUUACCAAUCUGCUUCCUGGUGUAUCCCCACCCGGCCUAUGCAGCUUCUCCAAGCAGCUCCUCGACUAAAAUUGAGCCUUUAAACUUGAAGCUUGUCUUUAGUAGAAAGUUUAUUCUUCAUAUGACUGGAGCCCUAUUGCAAUCGGCUGGAUAUUUGAUCCCUGGAUAUUACAUGUCUUCCUUUGGGCAAGCGCUAGGAUUCAGUAGUAGUCAAGGAGCUGUCUUUAUUGGGGUGAAUAAUGCCGUUAAUGCACUUUCAAAGGUGAUAGUGGGGCAUUUUUCGGACCGUUUUGGCCGUUUGAAUAUGUUAGUAAGUUGCUGCCUGCUAAGCGCUAUUACUGUUUUUGCGUUGUGGCUAACUUCGACCCGUGACACAUUCAUAUCCUUUGUUGUCAUAUAUGGCGUGGUCUCGGGUCCCAUUAUUUCGCUUCUUCCAACUUGUAUGGUGGAAUUAUUCGGUGUGCAAAAUUAUCAAUCUACAACGUGGUUUCUUUAUUUUUGUCGAGGAGUAGGGACGUUUCUCGGUUCACCCAUUGCAGGUUUAUUUGUGCAAAAUGGUGCUUUCUCGGUUCACGACUACCGGAACGCAAUACUGUAUAAUGGGUCUCUUUUCUCAGCUAACUUCCUAUGCUUUAUGUGUAUGCGAGUGUUUGUUGCCUCCGGUAACCACUGGAAGAUAAGACAGUAG